Molecule: messenger RNA, 642 nt
Organism: Nerophis lumbriciformis (worm pipefish)
Lineage: Eukaryota; Metazoa; Chordata; Actinopteri; Syngnathiformes; Syngnathidae
Source: RefSeq, a predicted model, not a curated record
CCUGCCUUUUGCCACCGGCGUCCCCGUCUAUCUUUCCUUUUGCACAUCAUGGCAUACCGCUUCAACAAGGUUCUGAUACUGGAUGGCAGAGGCCAUCUGCUCGGUCGGCUGGCUGCCAUUGUGGCUAAGCAGAUCUUGCUCGAAAAUUGUGGUGGUCCGGUGUGAAGGCAUCAACAUCUCCAGCAACUUCUACCGUAACAAACUGAAGUACUUUGCUUUCCUGCGCAAGCAGAUGAACACCAAUCCCUCUCGAGGACCGUACCACUUCAGGGCUCCCAACAGGAUGUUCUGGAGGACUGUCAGAGGCAUGCUGCCCCAUAAAACCAAGAGAGGCCAGGCUGCCCUGGAUAGGAUGAAGGUGUUUGAUGGCAUCCCCCCACCCUACAACAAGAGGAAGCGUAUGGUGGUCCCAGCAGCGCUUAAAAUCGUGCGCCUGAAGCCCACUCGUAAGGCAUGCUGCCCCAUAAAACCAAGAGAGGCCAGGCUGCCCUGGAUAGGAUGAAGGUGUUUGAUGGCAUCCCCCCACCCUACAACAAGAGGAAGCGUAUGGUGGUCCCAGCAGCGCUUAAAAUCGUGCGCCUGAAGCCCACUCGUAAGGCAUGCUGCCCCAUAAAACCAAGAGAGGCCAGGCUGCCCUGGAUA